Molecule: messenger RNA, 888 nt
Organism: Geodia barretti
Lineage: Eukaryota; Metazoa; Porifera; Demospongiae; Tetractinellida; Geodiidae
Source: the annotation of a GenBank genome assembly
AUGGUCGAUACAAGCGACGAAUGGAUUCGUCAACGGACAGGGAUCUCUGAACGGCGCAUCGCUGAGGACGACGUAGCAACCUCUGACCUCUGUAUACAUGCUGCACGAUGGGCUAUCAAAAACGCUCACAUUGAUCCGCUUGAUAUUGAGAUGAUUCUCGUCGCUACCGUUACGCCCGAUAGGUUUUUUCCCUCAACGGCGUGCUAUGUUCAGAAAGGCAUCGGUGCAAAGAACGCCGCCGCAAUGGAUAUAUCCGCUGCGUGCGCCGGCUUCCUUUACGGACUGGAUUUAGCUGAUGGAUUGAUUAGAUCUGGACGAUACAACACCAUUCUUGUCGUCGGUGGCGAAAUCUUUAACAAGAUUGUUGAUUGGAACGAUAGGAACACAUGUGUCCUUUUUGGAGAUGGCGCAGGUGCCGCUGUUGUUCAAGCUACGGAUGAAUCGAAAGGUAUCCUCGCAUCUUACAUCGGGUCUGAUGGAGAUUACGCCGACGUCGAUCUUCUCGGUAUUCCCGCAGGCGGCUCCAGGAUGCCGAAGUUAGACAAAAUUCAGAUGAACGGACGAGAAGUCUUCAAAUUGGGUGUCCGCCUUAUGCCGGAAGCUGCUCAACGUGUGCUACGUCAGGCAAACGUUAGCGUUGAGGAUAUUGAUUUGUUAAUCCCGCAUCAAGCGAACCUGCGCAUCAUUGAGGCAGUUGGCGACAGACUCGGCAUGCCGCGGGAAAAGGUCUAUAUCAACGUUGAUAAAUACGGCAAUACCUCCGCAGCAACGGUGAUCAUCGCGUUAGAUGAGGCAAUUCGUGAGGGCCGCGCGAAGCCAGGCGAUCUGCUUUUGCUUGUGACUUUUGGCGCAGGCUUGACAUGGGGAAGCACGCUCCUACGAUUAUAG